UCCUCCUCCCCUCCCCGGUCUCCGAUGGAAAGAGUUGGAGCCGCGCUGAUAGGAGCCGCCGGGAGGAGACGGCGGAGCGCGGGGCAGGACUUGGGUCCCAACUCCGGCCGCGACGCGGGGCCGCUCCCCGCAGCCCUUCGAAUGGCCCGGGGCGGCGCUCGCUGAGCCCCCCUUCUCGCCGAGCCGAGCCGAGCCCCGCUCCUGCGGCAGCCGGAGCGCGAUGCGCCGGUGAGCCCCGCAUCGGGACCCCGCACCGGGACCCGCACCGAGACCCCGCGCACACCCCAUAAAUCAUCACAAACAACCUUAAGAGAGAAAUAGAAGGAAGAAGGCCAAAGAGGCUAUGCCAGAGAAGGAAGUGUGCAGUCCAAGGGGUUCAGAGAAGACUGCAGUGGGACUGUCUCUGAGAGGGAGGAUUUACAUCACUAAUUCUUGACGGGUUUACCUUCUGGAACUCCGACCUUGGACUGUUGUCUUGAAUUUGGCCUCUGGGCUGGUUACUAAGGAUUUUACCUGGAGCAUGAUUUCGAAUAUGACACUUCAGUAAUGCAGAGGCUGUAUCCUCCCUGGGCCUACCUUGGAAGCUAGAUCCGCAGCUGCCGUUCAGUCAUGGUUGUUUCAAGAUUAAAGGCCAUUUCCCUGUCAUUGCCAAGCCUUUUUCUUCUUGCUUUUCAUCUCUCAGCAACACAGAAUGUACCUGAAUACUCUGAAGCUGAACAUCAGCAAUGUGUCAGGAAAGAACACCCCACAAUUGCUUUUGAAGAUCUGAAGCCGUGGGUGUCGAAUUUCACCUAUCCAGGUGUGCAUGACUUUUCUCAGCUUGCACUGGAUGCCAACAGGAACCAGCUCAUUGUGGGAGCAAGGAACUACCUCUUCAGACUUAGUCUGCACAAUGUUUCUCUUAUUCAGGCAACAUCCUGGGGUUCAGAUGAAGACACCAGGAGGUCCUGUCAAAGUAAAGGGAAAACAGAGGAAGAGUGCCAGAACUAUGUCCGAGUGCUGAUUGUUUAUGGCAAGAAGGUUUUUACCUGUGGUACCAAUGCCUUUUCGCCAGUGUGUUCCAGUCGACAGGUAGGAAAUCUUAGCAAAAUCAUUGACAGAAUUAACGGAGUGGCUCGAUGCCCACACGACCCUCGGCAUAACUCAACAGCUGUGAUUACAUCACGAGGAGAACUCUAUGCUGCGACUGUAAUUGAUUUCUCUGGACGGGAUCCUGCUAUUUACCGCAGCCUUGGAAAUGUUCCCCCACUUAGGACAGCACAAUACAACUCCAAAUGGCUCAAUGAGCCUAACUUUAUUGCUGCCUACGACAUUGGUUUGUUCACUUACUUCUUCUUCCGUGAGAAUGCAGUAGAACAUGACUGUGGGAAAACAGUGUAUUCUCGUGUGGCAAGGGUUUGCAAAAAUGAUAUCGGAGGGAGAUUUUUGCUGGAGGACACAUGGACAACUUUCAUGAAGGCCAGACUGAACUGCUCCCGUGCUGGAGAAAUCCCUUUCUAUUAUAAUGAAUUGCAAAGCACCUUCUACCUUCCCGAGCAAGAUCUGAUCUAUGGUGUCUUCACUACUAAUGUAAACAGCAUAGCUGCCUCCGCAGUGUGUGCCUUCAAUCUGAGUGCCAUUACUCAGGCAUUUAAUGGCCCUUUCCGUUACCAAGAAAACCCAAGAUCAGCAUGGCUGCCAACGUUAAACCCCAUCCCUAACUUCCAGUGUGGGACACUGAAUGAUGACAGCCCUAACGAGAACCUGACGGAGAGAGUCCUGCAGGAUGCGCAGCGCUUGUUCCUGAUGAACGAUGUCGUGCAGCCCGUGACUGUAGAUCCAUACGUGACUCAGGACAGCAUUCGAUUUUCCAAACUGGUGGUCGAUAUUGUUCAGGGGAAGGAUACUCUCUACCAUGUGAUGUAUAUUGGGACAGAGUAUGGCACCAUCUUGAAGGCCCUUUCUACCACUAACAGGAGCCUGAGGAGUUGUUAUUUAGAGGAAAUGCAGAUCCUCCCUGAUGGACAACAGGAAGCAAUCAAGAGUCUCCAAAUUCUGCACAGCGACAGGUCGCUCUUUGUGGGCUUAAAUAAUGGAGUGCUAAAAAUUCCUCUGGAGAGAUGCUCCAUGUACAGAACCGAAGGGGAAUGCCUAGGAGCCAGAGAUCCCUAUUGCGGCUGGGAUAACAAGCAGAAGCGAUGCACCACCAUUGAGGACAGCUCCAACAUGAGCCUGUGGACUCAAAAUAUUACCGAGUGCCCAGUGAAAAACCUGACAACGAAUGGAAGGCUGGGGCCUUGGUCCCCAUGGCAACUGUGUGAGCAUUCAGAUGGGGACAGCACAGGCUCCUGUAUGUGUAGGUCACGUUCAUGUGACAGCCCUCGUCCUCGCUGUGGAGGUCGCGGCUGUGAAGGGGCCAGGAUCGAGGUCGCAAAUUGUUCAAGAAAUGGCGCUUGGACACCCUGGUCUUCCUGGGCUCCAUGUAGCACUUCCUGUGGGAUUGGCUUUCAGGUCCGCCAGCGAUCCUGCAGCAACCCUGCUCCACGGUAUGGAGGCAGGGUCUGUGUUGGACAGAGCAGGGAGGAAAGAUUCUGUAAUGAGAACAGUCCGUGUCCAUUACCAAUUUUUUGGUCUUCAUGGGGUCCUUGGAAUAAAUGUAGUGUGAAUUGUGGUGGAGGGAUUCAUUCAAGGCAGAGAUCCUGUGAAAAUGGAAAUACAUGUCCAGGCUGUGCUGUGGAAUAUAAGACCUGCAACCCAGAGAGCUGCCCAGAGGUACGCAGGAACACACCCUGGACCCCUUGGAUGCCUGUCAACAUCACCCAGAAUGGUGCCCGCCAGGAGCAGCGCUUCCGCUACACAUGUCGUGCCCAGUUGUCUGAUCCCCAUGAACUGCAGUUUGGGAGGAAGAAGACCGAGAGUCGAUUCUGCCCCAAUGAUGGCUCAGCAGUGUGUGAUACUGACUCUCUUGUGGAUGACCUCCUCAAGACCGGUAAGACCUCUGCACGGAUCAUCAAUGGGGGCUGGUCCUUCUGGGGAGCCUGGUCUUCCUGUUCCAGGGACUGUGAGUUGGGCUUUAGGAUCAGGAAGAGAACAUGCACAAACCCUGAACCUAAAAAUGGUGGCUUGCCCUGUGUGGGGUCGGCGAUGGAGUACCAAGACUGCAAUCCACAUCCCUGCCCAGUGAAAGGUUCAUGGUCUUGCUGGACACCUUGGUCUCACUGCUCAGCAACCUGUGGAGGAGGACACUAUCAGCGCACCCGGACUUGCACCAAUCCAGCUCCAUCUAGCGGAGAGGAUAUCUGCAUUGGUCUGCACACUGAGGAGGCCCUUUGCAACACACACCCAUGUGAAGGUAGUGGCUGGUCAGAGUGGUCGGAGUGGAGCCUGUGUAAUGAAGAGGGCAUCCAAUACCGCAGCCGUUAUUGCAAGGUACACAGCCCAGACUCUUCUCAGUGCGUUGGAAACAGCACACAGUACCAAGAUUGCCUAUAUAAUGAAAUUCCUGUGAUUCUGCCAGCCUCCAGCAUCGAUGAGAGCACGAACUGUGGAGGUUUUAGUCUCAUCCAUCUGAUUGCCACUGGGGUCUCCUGCUUCUUCGGCUCCAGCCUCUUAACAUUUGUGAUUUACGUGUACUGCCAGCGCUGUCAGAGGCAGUCCCAGGAGUCAACUGUUAUCCACCCAACCACUCCCAACCAUCUCCAUUACAAGGGCAACACAACUCCCAAGAAUGAGAAGUACACCCCUAUGGAGUUCAAGACACUUAACAAGAACAAUUUGAUACCAGAUGACAGGACCAACUUCUACCCGUUGCAGCAAACCAACGUGUACACGACAACCUAUUAUCCCAGUACACUGAACAAAUAUGACUACAGGCCUGAGGCCUCCCCUGGAAGGACCUUUACCAACAGCUGAUGAUGGACAGAUCCUACAGGACUGGAUCACUUCCUAUAUGAAUUUUUUUUUUAAUUGAUUUUAUGGACCAAAUACUGGCCCAGACUCUAGAUGUAAAUAUUGUACAGUAGGGUCUUUUUUUCCCCCCCUUUGAUUAAUUCUAUUUCUUGUAAACAGCACAUCUCCUUACAAGGACAAAAAUGCAUAUGGACCAUUCUGCAGAGCUUUUGUGGAUAUUUGGCUGGAGAUGGCUCUUACUACUGCAACUGUUUAUGACUGGAAGAUCAGUGUUGCUAUCCAAGGCUGAUGUUGUCAAGGAGGUGGCUUUGUGCUGGGCUCGGUGGCCACCACGCAGCAGCACACGACAAAUGAGUGAGCUCUAAGCAAGGCAGGAGGUGACCUCCUGGGGCAGGAGUGUCUGUCCGGUGAGGAACAUCCUUCCUGAGACAGGGUAGCAGUGGUCCACUGGAUGACACACGGCUCACAAGACAGGCUGAACAGGACCCCACCGUGCCAACAACUUGAAGAAUGUUUUCUUUUUCUUUUCCUCUUUUUAUUUUUUAUUUUCUUUUUUAUGUUUCUGCUAAAAACAAACAAAAACAAAAAGUGACUUUCUAGGGCAGUGUUCCCUGUAUCUUCAACAGAAUCUUUUCAUAUUACAGGAAAUACUCUCCGCAGCCUUCUUUGGUAAUAUGCAGUUCAGCUGAUGAGAAACAACACACAAACAAAGUGUGUUACCCAAAGAAGCUUUCCAGAAUGUUUCCAGUCUUAAUUAAAAGAAAAUUAUACAGGCAGUGAGACACUGAGAAAAGUAAAUGUUGGAAUAACAUCGGAGACAUGGACUUAGAGUGCCUAACAAACAAAGAUGUUUAUAUCACUGGAAAAAAAAAAAAGAUGUGAUGAUUGCCGCACAAGAGCCACGGGCUUUUUUCUUUCUUUCUUGUUCUUUUUUUUUGUUUUCUGAGAAGUGUUAACUCUUUUUGUUCCAGCUUUGAUCCUGGUUGCAUCUGCAGUAAAGGCAACUUUAGAGGCCACGCUCUUCUUGUGGAAAAUCACCAUGCUUUGGGCUAGUUUUUCCUUUUGUUUUAUUAUUGGGUUUUAGUUCAUUUAUUUUCAAAGAGUGAAUAAUUCUGACUUUGCAGGGGGAGGGUAUUUUUGUAAGGAAUGUUUCUAUAUUCUGACACAACCCAGAAAGUCUGCAUAUUCUUAUAGCGUCUUCCAGUCAGUACUCUAUGAAAUAGUAACACGGCUGAGUAAAGUGCAUUGUUUGCCAGUAUUUCUUUAAUUUUUCUGAACAGAAACUACCCAAAAAAACAAAUGCUGCUGCAGCUAUUGAAGUAAAUUGGGGCAGUAGCAUUAUUAAACAGUAUAUCCAGCCUUGAAAUGUAAUUUUGUGUAUGUGUGUGACUGUGUCUAUAAGAACUGUAUUAGUUUGAUGCAGAAGCCAUGUUGUCUACAACCAGAUGUUUGUCUGACAUAAUUGUUUGGCAAAAAGGAAACUUAUUGCUGGUGCUUAAUGUACAAUUACAUCUGAUGUGUUAGCAACGUGAACAAGUUCACUGCUGUUAUCAUUCAGUGUUUCUAAAUAUUUAUAAUGAACUCCUGAUGCUAAGGAUUUUAGAAUGUCGCAAUACUGAGCAUGAGAUAAAAGUACACCCCUAAACGCGCAUGAGGUCCAUGUGGUCCUGAGCUUGGCUUUGUUGUCUGCAUCUUACUCGAGCAAUUGCCAUGCCCGUGUUUGGCCAUUGGCUCGGCUGUGUUCCCAGCAGUCCUGUUUGUCUUCGCUUUAUUUCAGAUUUUGCUGUAAGCCGACACGGGUUGUUUCUCAGUGCUGUUCCUUUGCAGUUGCUUGGUUGGAAGUCCAGCUUGGGCUGUGUGCUCAGCUCUUUCACAUAGGUAGCCAGUAGGAGAUGAAGAAAGACCAUAUUCUUGUGACAAGUGUAUUGCUUUUCCUGCGAGGAAAAACCAACAUGGCUCUGUAAGCCCCUGUAAUGGUGGUUUGACCAGAAGACAAGAAUAAAGUAGCCUCCCAUUUUUAAAUUACUUUGUUCGACUUCAGUUAGCAGUGAUUGAAGGCUGUAGGGAUAUUUGUAAUAAAGUGGGGUCAUUAGCACUGCCAUGAGGACACCUUGGGCUCAAUGGUGCUCUUCAUUUUCAGCAGUUGUUUUUCUAAUUUAGAAGCUCAUCCUGCUUCCACUCUGGCCUCAGCGUGUGAAAUAGAGAGAACAGAGGAAGAGAGAGCGAGGUGCCCUUAAAGUGGGGUCAGGAGCUGAUGCAGUCCUCAAAGCUCUGUUUGAAGCAACCUGCUGCAACUCUGCAAGUAGGCACAGCCAGGGUGAGAGCAGCAGAAGUGAAGCAGAAUCACCAGGGAAGCAGGAAAGAGCUGAUAACAGGCACCAACACCUGCAAGGGAGGCUCUUCCCAGGCUCCAUAACCCCAUUUGAGCAGCAAUGCCUUUGUGCCUCGUGCUGUAAUGAGUUAACUCCAUCUCACUGAAUUUCUGCACCCCCCUUAGGAACCUUCAACAUCCUCACUUAACGUAGUUCUAACAAGUAUGUAGCCCAGGGGUUGAAAAUUAUUACACUAGACUAUCAGGAUGGGAUUUCCCAGCUUUAAUUUAUGUGAUUCAGAAGAAAAUAUUGGUUCCCAACACCAGUCUAUCCACUCUAAAAUUAAAGCCAUCUCCGAGCUUCGCCUUCGGAAUAUUCCCUGUAUCAACACAUUCUGCAAUUACCAUGUGUGUGGCAGGGUUGCAGCUGACGUUUGGAGGAUGUGAGCGAGUCAAACCUUGCAAUUAUUUGAAUUUUCUAUUUUUACUUUCUUUUUCUCCCCUCCCUUUAAUCAUUUUGCCAUUUUCAGCUUCACACAAUAACAUGUUGUAAACAGAUUUUUUCCCCAAAGUGCCACAUAGCAGCUGAAAUUAUUGAAAUGUUCAGCUCACCAAGAUAGGUCAUUACUGCCAUUGCACUCAGGAGGUGGAUAUUUUGUAGGCUCUUGGAGGGCAGAUGCUUCGAGGGUGGUGCACGCGGUUAUAGUUUCAUCAAGGCAUUCCUUCUUACCAGCCAUCCAAAUGGAUUCGGCCCUUUUUCAUAUAAUUGGCAAUCACAGCAAGGGUCUGUGGACUCCAUUUGAGCAGAAAGUAGAAUCUAGGAGAGAGUGAAAGAAAGAAAUCAGAAUGCUUGUUACUCGAUUAACGUUUGCAAGAGAGUGCAGUUCUUUAAGGACAAUGUUAAUGUGGUGUAAGGGUUGCAUUUUUUAUGAGCUCUCUAAUGCGUGGCGGGUUAAUGACACCAUGUACAGUGAUAUUCUUGCAAUCCAGGUAAUUUGGCAGCUUGAUCAUAAGGUCUGUAAUGUCUGUAGCAGCUUGAAUUGUUCCUGCAGCUGGAUGUUAAAUUUGCUAGAAUUUCUUGUUCCUAAGGCUAUCUUACGGUACACUGGAAAUGCAUUUAGUUCAGGAGCACUGCUUUCCAAAAGAUUAAUCUUGCUGUAUAUAUUUUUUUCUUUUCAUUUCUAAGACAGAGAAGGUGAACCCUGGGUAAUUCGUGUGUUGGUCUAGAGACACCGUUUCUCUGCACACCCUUUGUAUAGGUUUCAGGCAUACAGUAUGUAAAAUAUGAUGGAAAUCUUACAGCCAAGUAUGUCAUAGAAGCAUCUUUAGUUCAACCAUUCAUCUUUCUUUUUCCAUGGAAGUGGCUGCCUUUCUCCCUCCAGAAGGAGUAUGUGUUAUUGCACUGUCCAGGCUGUGUUGUGCUGUUGCUGUCAGGCUUUACUCGAUCAGCUAUAACCCACCAGAAAUAACUUGUGCAGCUUGCCAAUAGACAAACCACUUGAUGAGCAAACCACAGCAAAAGAGGUGCUGUUGCUCUAAAGAUGUCCAAGAAUGUUCAGCAUAUGAGCCAGGGCUGGUCUUAAAUACGUGAACUGUACAGAUACUGUAGGAGAAGAAUUUGUAUCGUCUUACCACUACCGUUCCUGAUGCCUUAUAUUCAGAAAAUUAGAGGAUUGGUUUGAAGUCCACAGAGAGUAGGAAUGGAGUCCAUGUCUGAUGCAGACAAUUUGAUGCCUCCAGCGUUAAAUGUUAAGCCCACCUGGAGAGAAAACAAAAGGUGUCCACCGAGAUUGAAUUAUUCUUUGUACCAAAUGUAGGGUGGGGAGAGUUAUAUAUAUAUAUUAAAAUAUAUAUAAAAAUGUAAAUGUAAGGUUUGUGUAACAACUUACUCUUUUUUUGUAAUAGUGUAUACAUCUAUCAGUGGAUAGAUACAGUAUAUAUUUAUAAUAUAUACACACACAAUAUAUAUAUUUAGCAAAAUGCCUGCAGAGGAAACUUAGAAUAAGAAAGGCAGUGCUGGUGUUCAAAUUCCACAGGGACAAAGUGAAGGAAAAAAAAAAGCCUGUAAAAAUCUAGUAUCCUUUCCAUUAAGUUUAAAAAAACACUUUUGAAGUAAAUGAAAUAUAAUUUUUUAAUUGAAAAGAAAAUUGAUUUUUCUAGUUAGAAAUGCUGAUUCUCCCCUCAGUCAUUCUGGUUAAGAAUGAUUAAGAAAAAGAUUCUUGUUACUGCUUAUAUUUUCUGAAUAAGCCUCCCAAAUCUCUCAUGUGUAUCACUCUUAUUGUUUUUGUAAUUAUAAGUAGGGAGUAAUUGUGCAAAGAAAAUUAAAAUAGCAAGUGGGAGUAACAAAUAUUGUGCCAUUAGAGGAAAAGACGUCAUCUAUUAGAACGUGAAAAAUGUCAUCUUCCAUGUUAAAGAAGUUAGCAACUGCUUUCAGAGUUAUUGAUUGGCAUUAUGAGCCUUGACUUAUAGCCACGCCAGGAGGCUUUAGUACAAUGUUCAGGGAAGAGAAACCGUGUAAACCCAUGGCUUUUGUUUUUCAGAGGGGUCCAGAGAAGUCCCCAGGCCAUGGGAGAAAGGCAGCUGGUGUCCUGGGUGUCUCUGGAGCUUCCAGCAUUAGCAGUCAGGGCUCUGCAUCCAUUCCUCGCCCUGUCACUCCCUCAAGCCAGCCUGCAUGCACGGCACGGCACCCCUUGGAGCUGUUUGGUGUAACGAACACCCAGUACAUUGGGUUGGAAGGAUUAUUUAUUUCCAAUAGAUGGCUUUAAAGCCCUGGUAACCAAGGCCCAGACUUGUACAGGUGAGUCUUCCCAAUAGCUUGUGAGAAGAAAGCUUCAGGCAGCUUCGGAGCAGAUUUGAGGCAGAGGAGCAAAUCCACAAAUUUUGAUGCCGCCUGAUUGCCAGAGUAUUCAAAACUGGACAGAAGCCUCUCUGGAUCUGGGUCUUUGUGGAGCUUAUCCAGUCUCAGGUCCCCAUAAAUUCCUCCUUUGCACCCUUUGGGGAAUUUUAGUGUGUGUAUUCAUCUGGGCUGGAGAAGCAAAACCAGCAGCCCCGUGUUUAGAUAGCCACGGAUGUAAGUGCUCAAGAGCGUUCAACACAAGUUUGGGUCUUGAACUUGAUUUUUCUCCUGUUCUGCCUCCAGCCUCAGCUGCAAAUUCACCCCUGCUAUCCGAGAGCGUUCAGAGCUGUAAGGGCAGCAUUUGGCUUGCUGCAAGUCCCAGCCGCAAUUUGAUUUUAAACAAAUGUGACCAUGAAAAGUAUUAACACUGCGCUCUAGUUCUGAAACCUCCAUGAGUGGGGUGCUGUUAAGUCGCGUGCCACGGAGUCAAACAGAGGUCAGUGCAGAUGGGCCAUUAAUAACUCGAGUAAAAAUGGUUUUAGUAUGAAAAUGUCAAACAAUGUAAAAGCCAGCCAGCUGCAUGACGGUGCGGUUUCCAUCCACGCACCCCUCCUUAGAUAGCACCGCAACCUGCACAUAGAUAAAAGCGAUGCAGCUAAUUAGGUGUCUUCCCACAGAGGAAGAUUUAGGGAGAAUGAGUGGUAUGUGAGAUGGAAAUGAUAGGAUUUAACUUGUAAUUGAGGUGGGAGAGUGACAGAUGCAAUACUGCAUCUUGGGUACAUGGGAAAUGAUUAUGCGAAUGGAGAAUGCUUGCCCCAAAACAGCAAAACCUGGAGAGUAUUAUUGGACUCUGUUGUGAAGGCACAUCACCCUUCCUAUGCAAUCGAACUUGAUGGUACUUUAGUAUAAAGGUGACCUAGACUGUAAUCACUGCCUUUAGACACUGUGAAUUUUUUUUGGGUACUCUGUAUUUUUAUAUAUUGUACAAUGUAAAGAAUAAUUCAGAAAUAAAAAGAGACCAACCUGGCAAGCCUGUGAGUUAUUUCCCCUUGGUGGCUGAUGC
Molecule: messenger RNA, 10098 nt
Organism: Cuculus canorus (common cuckoo)
Lineage: Eukaryota; Metazoa; Chordata; Aves; Cuculiformes; Cuculidae
Gene: SEMA5B
Product: semaphorin 5B
Exons: 24
Coding region: 610-3891 (1093 amino acids)
Biological process (GO): positive regulation of cell migration; neural crest cell migration; axon guidance
Molecular function (GO): semaphorin receptor binding; chemorepellent activity
Source: RefSeq, a predicted model, not a curated record